Messenger RNA from Alternaria ethzedia, 858 nucleotides. RefSeq lists its product as uncharacterized. The record is from RefSeq and is a predicted model, not a curated record. The transcript has 2 exons. NCBI's taxonomy places the organism in Eukaryota, Fungi, Ascomycota, Dothideomycetes, Pleosporales, Pleosporaceae. Gene Ontology annotation, molecular function: oxidoreductase activity. Bases 1 to 858 code for a protein of 285 amino acids.
AUGUCGGCGAACUCUCUGAACAUCAAUUCGACUCUGAGUCUUCCGAAAUCGCAGUACAAGAUUCCACAAAUCGGCUUCGGAGUCUACCUGUCUCCAAAGGACGUCUGCGUUGCCUCAUGCAAGAAGGCCUUCGAGGCAGGAUACCGUCAUAUCGACACAGCCCAGUACUACGCGAACGAAGAGCAAGUUGGUCAAGCGCUGAAGGAAAGCGGGCUCCCUCGGAAAGAUGUGUACAUCACGUCCAAGAUCUUAAGCGCUGGAGAAGACGUCGAGUCUACAUACAAGAAGGUCGCCGAGAGCGUUGAGAAGCUUGCCGGAAAGGAUGGCUACGCAGACCUGUUCCUCAUCCACAGCCCCAACGGAGGCAAGGAGGCCAGGAAGUUGAUGUGGCUUGCGCUGAAGCAAGCGCAGGAGAAGGGCAUCGUGCGCGACAUUGGUGUCAGCAACUACGGCAUCCAGCACAUCGACGAGCUUGCCUCCAUUGAUAGCAAGGCCAACCUACCUGCUGUCAACCAGAUUGAGCUCCACCCCUGGUGUCAACAGCGCGAGGUCGUCGAGUACUGCCAGUCCAAGAACAUCGUCGUCGAAGCCUACUGCCCGAUCGUCCGCAACGAGAAAGCCAACGACGAGACGCUUGCCAGCAUCGCCAAGAAGCACAACAAGGAGCCAAACCAGGUUCUCAUCCGAUGGAGUCUGCAAAAGGGCUACGUUCCUCUUCCCAAGAGCGACACGCCAUCUCGCAUUAUUGGCAACGCCGACAUCUACGGUUUCGAACUUGACAAGGACGACAUGGCUAAGCUGGACGGUCUGGAUCAAGGAGCCAAGGGCGCUAUUGUGCAGGCCGUAACCAAUGCUUAA